Messenger RNA from Limulus polyphemus (Atlantic horseshoe crab), 495 nucleotides. Its product is annotated as matrix metalloproteinase-17-like. The annotation marks the transcript as partial. The transcript is spliced from 3 exons. The record is from RefSeq and is a predicted model, not a curated record. Lineage: Eukaryota; Metazoa; Arthropoda; Merostomata; Xiphosura; Limulidae.
AUGCUUAAAAUAUUAAACAUAUCUUUUUUCACAGAUGAAUUUUAUUGGCAAAUUAAAGACGAUGAGAUUGCAGAUGGUUAUCCACGACGAAUUUCCGAAGAUUGGGGUGGUCUACCUGGUUAUGUGGAUGGUGCUUUGACAUGGUCUGAUGGAAAAACUUUCUUUUUCAAGGGUGACAAAUAUUGGCGGUUCCGAAAUAAACAAAUGAAUUCUGGCUACCCUAAACAAAUUAGCGUUGGUUUCGAGGGUAUACCUGACAAUAUUGAUGCCGUUUUCGUGUGGAGCGGUAAUGGGAAAACGUAUUUUUUCAAGGGUGAUAAAUAUUGGAGGUUUGAAAGUCGUAGCGACCCACCAGUUAGUGAUCGAUAUCCUAGGCCUAUUAGUAACUGGGAGGGUAUCCCGAAUGAUAUUGAUGCUGUCUUCCAGUGGAAAAAUGAUCGAACAUACUUUUUCAAAGGAAUCAGUUACUACCGUUUUAACGACCGAACUUUCGCU